CAUGAACAUGCCCAACAUCACAUACCCGAUCCCCCUCAAAACCCACCACCACAAGACUUCUUCCAACAACUCUUGGAGGGCCAACAAGCAUUACUUGUCGGGUUCAACACAAUGAACCUCAACUACACAAACAUGGGUGAACAACUUGCACAAGUUCGAGAGGAGCAACGGGCGGGUUUCCAAAGAAUGGAGGAGCUACGGCAAGCCGACCUCCACCGCUAUGAAGAAGACUAUCGUAGGACUUAUGGUCCUAUGUACUCAUAUAUGGCCCAUCACGGGAAUUUCUCUUCUAUGGCCACUCCUCCUCCACCACCGUCUUGCUAUGACCCCUCUCAAUGGGGUAACUUUGGAGGUUCGAGCUCCGGUGGUGGGGUAUGUGAUGGCGGGAUGGGAGACGACACUACCAUGGGUGAAGGGGGCAAUGAAGGCGGGCACUAGGGAUAGUUCCAUGAUUCAAGUGUGGGGGAGGGAAAUUCAUCUCUUGGACAUCAUCUAUUGAAGAAAAGAAGAAGAAGAAAAGAAGAAGAGUAAAAGAAGAAGUAAGGAACAUAGAAGAUCCUUAAACCCAAGGAAAUGUUGUUCUGUAAACUCAUUUACAAUACCUGAUGGUCU
Molecule: messenger RNA, 612 nt
Organism: Cuscuta europaea
Lineage: Eukaryota; Viridiplantae; Streptophyta; Magnoliopsida; Solanales; Convolvulaceae
Source: the annotation of a GenBank genome assembly